GGCCAACCUCCUCCGUCCGUCGUGCUGAAAGAGAGAAAGCAGGCCAAAUGGGGGAGUACUAGCGAGGGGAAAAAUCAACUAUCUAUGUGAUUGUAGGCACAUAGGCCUAUGUGUGUUCUGUGGAUCUUCAAAUGUGCAAUACGCGUUUAAGGAAAUACUGUUGUAAUAGUUUACAUUUACAUUCAAAGAUGGCGAGAUCGUGUCAAAGAAGACGACUGAGGGCUUGAGUUAUUGGUUCUUCGGACACGGAACUUGGAACACCAAAGGUGAAAAAUGACAGAGUACAAGCUGGUGGUAGUGGGAGCUGGUGGCGUGGGCAAGAGCGCACUCACCAUCCAGCUUAUCCAGAACCAUUUUGUGGACGAGUAUGACCCCACCAUAGAGGACUCUUACAGGAAGCAGGUGGUGAUUGACGGCGAGACGUGUCUGCUGGACAUCUUGGACACUGCAGGUCAGGAGGAGUACAGCGCCAUGAGGGACCAGUACAUGCGGACGGGGGAGGGCUUCCUCUGCGUCUUUGCCAUCAACAACACAAAGUCCUUCGAAGACAUUCAUCACUAUAGGGAGCAGAUAAAGAGAGUGAAGGACUCUGAGGAUGUCCCCAUGGUCCUGGUGGGGAACAAGUGUGACCUCCCAUCCCGCACUGUGGACACCAAGCAGGCCCAGGACCUUGCCCGCAGCUACGGAAUCCCAUUCAUUGAGACAUCAGCCAAGACGAGACAGGGUGUUGACGAUGCGUUUUACACAUUAGUUCGGGAAAUCCGGAAACACAAAGAGAAGAUGAGCAAGGAGGGCAAGAAGAAGAAGAAGAAGACCAAGACCAAGUGUAUACUUAUGUGAAGAAUGUUUCCCUUAACAGUAUGGCAUCAGAUGGAAUAUGUUCAAGAAAUGCAUUUUGUACACUACACUAAAUUAUUAGCUUCUUCUGAAUACAGCGAGGAAUCUCCCCCCAACCCCAACCCCCCCCCCCUCCAAUUGUUUUCUGGAAAUAAAUAAGCUUUAUUUCCUGUUCGGUGCCAGUUGCCCUAAAGUGUUGGUCCUCCAUCACUAUUUUAGCAUAACGGGUAGUAUUUUAGAUUGGGGUGGAAAGAGGGUAUAGUUUUUUUUUUUAAGUGAAAUCUGUUUUUUUUGUUUAUAAUAAUAAUAAUAAUAAUAAUACAUUGUUUUUGUUUUAAACGAAAUAAUGGCUUUAAUCCAGUCUCACCCCUUGAUUCAAAAUGAGUAGAAAGGGGUGUUUUUGUUAUUUAAUCUGAACACAUCCGUAUUUCUACUGCUAGUUAUUUUAAUCAGCUUAAAGGUGUAAGGAUAAAUCUUGAGGAGGGCCAACACUUUCAUGGGUACAUCCUCAUAUCCCUAGCACUGUGUACUGGCUACGCCCUUUUCAGGAAUGUCAAGGACUCAUUAUGGCUUGCUGUUUUCAAUAUCUAACUUUCGAGGCUUUGAUCAUUUGUGGGUGGUGAUUUUUUUUAAAUUUUAUUUUAUUAUUAUUAUUAAUAUUAUUAUUUGCUGAAACCCUUAAAAUGCAUGUUCUCUUGGUAGACAUGUUCUAAUUCUAUAUUGUGCAGCCUUUACAAUGUCCGGUGAUGAAAGUGAUACGACUCAAGUCGGCUAUGCCUCAGCAAGUAUUUGAUGAUAAGGAAUAUGAUGAAGAUUAUGGUAAUAGUAAGAUGAUGAUGAUGGCAACGGUUUGGAAGAUGAGAUGCUUGAGAGGGAUGAGGUGUUCUUGCAGGUCCUAUACCCUCUGCUGGGACGGGGCUUCCACUCACCUGCAUUAAAAGCUCAUGAUCAAAUCUGAAGGGAUUGUCCACACAAGCAGCAGAGAGUGAAAGCAUCAGGUCUUCCACCGGUCUGACUGGACUGCGGAGAGGUUCUCGGGGGUCGUGUAGAAAAGACCCCCUCCUGGGUUUAAGCCAGUAUGUGUCCUCUGGAACACACCAAAAUGGCCUGAAGAUGGUGCAUGAGAUUUCAUUUGGGGUCUUUUUUUUUUGUAGCAACAAGGAAAUGUGAGCAACUCACUCCAUAACAGUUUCAGAUAGUUAUGAAAUGUAAUUCUGCUUUUUUUUUGUUUGUUUUUAAAGUUAUUUCCGCUGCCAUAGAACAGUUAUUUACUGUGUUUUUAAAACCCAGAACAAACACACUCAUUUAUAUCAGCGUAUAUAUUGCUGAUUGUCUAAAAGCAAUAUAUUUUCACCAAAUUCUCUUUGUGGAUCUUCCUGGGCUGCCUUCUGUGAGAUAUAGGGUUUAAUAAUGUAUUAUAUUUGUUUUACCCCAAAGGAUUGAUGUUUAGGAUCGUCUCACUUUAAAUCUAAUUUUCCAUGUUCUGAGGCCCUUUACCAUUGCCUUAUUUGAUACUUUGCGAACCACACAAAACAUAACGGCCAAUUUAACUGUAACAGUGAAACUGGAUGAUCAUUUUGUAAACAAAAGUGCUGUACACAUACUAUUGAAUCAAGGACAGUUGUUACCAAAAAAACGAUUCAUUUUAUCAACUUGAUUUUGUAACCUACUUUCCCAUUUUAAGGUGAGAUUAAUUUACAGCAUGAAAUUUCCUUUUGACAUGUUUUAAAGUGCUCAUUUGUUUCUUUCUUUGUCUUUCUGUGUGCCAAUGCCAGAUCUCUCAAAUCAGUUAGUUACAUCUGCAGUGAAUUCAAACAAACCUUUGUACAGUUGUGAUACUGAAAGAUGCAUAUUUUGUAAAUUGUGCUUCGUUUUGUUGUGUGUCGAAAUGAAUGUCACUAUUAGAGUUGAGAAUCCACUUUAUCGUGUUUUGUGAGGGGAGUGAGUGGUUUGGGUCUGGGAGGCACGAAUGACCGCUGUUCGACAUGUCUUUGAGCAAUGCUCCGUGUGGUGAAAAAUCAGACUAUUUUUUUGCCACGAAUCUCACCACUCCUACGUAAUGUGUAAUAAAGCUGAAGAAAUAAAAAUAACGGAGGCUAAAUUAAAA
Messenger RNA from Clupea harengus (Atlantic herring), 2944 nucleotides. RefSeq names its product KRas proto-oncogene, GTPase (gene kras). Lineage: Eukaryota; Metazoa; Chordata; Actinopteri; Clupeiformes; Clupeidae. Gene Ontology annotation, biological process: signal transduction. Gene Ontology annotation, cellular component: membrane. The record is from RefSeq and is a predicted model, not a curated record. Gene Ontology annotation, molecular function: GTP binding; GTPase activity.